AUGACGACCACUCCUCCUCACCACCAGAACACAAGGACGUUCCACACGACCCCACCAGACCCUCGCCGCCCGCGCCAACCACUCGCACACAACGCGGAGCCCGUCCCGGAGCAGCCCCCGCCGACCGAUUUCGGGCGCAUGGACGUGCUCUCGGACGUGGCCGUCCCCGCCACGGCGGUCGACAAGUGUCUUCCCGACGGGUUCGUGCUGCACGGGCAGCAGGGCGGCGGCAGGAACGGCGAGGACGAUGAGGGGGUAAGGGUCACCAUUGCCGGAGGGGACGGGGCGCUGCUUGUUGCCGGGGAGGCGUUUCGUUGGCGGCCUUGGUUGGUUAAUAAUAGUAGUCAUAAUGAGACUGGAAAUGGUGGUGGUGAUGCUGGGACAACAACAAGGACGGGGAAGACGGGGAGGAGGCAGCUGGUGAACUCGCGCGGGCAGGUGGAGAUUAAUCCCCAGGCGUUUGGGGUGUUGAGUCUUGUUUGGCCGCGGCCCGAUCUGUUGAUUCUCGGGCUGGGCGCGGAGAUACGGCCGCUUAGUCCUGCCACGAGGCGGGCGAUUAGCGACCUAGGGAUACGGGUCGAGGUGCUGGACACGAGGAACGCGGCGUCGCAGUACAAUAUGCUAGCAACGGAACGGGGGGUGGAGGACGUGGCUGCUGCGUUGAUACCCAUGGGGUGGAACGAUGGGGAGUGA
Molecule: messenger RNA, 693 nt
Organism: Canariomyces notabilis
Lineage: Eukaryota; Fungi; Ascomycota; Sordariomycetes; Sordariales; Chaetomiaceae
Exons: 2
Coding region: 1-693 (230 amino acids)
Biological process (GO): mitochondrial respiratory chain complex I assembly
Cellular component (GO): mitochondrial inner membrane
Source: RefSeq, a predicted model, not a curated record